Drosophila melanogaster (fruit fly) is the source of this 1078-nucleotide messenger RNA. RefSeq lists its product as uncharacterized. The record is from RefSeq and is marked reviewed. The coding region runs from base 298 to 753 and encodes 151 amino acids. The transcript has 4 exons. Lineage: Eukaryota; Metazoa; Arthropoda; Insecta; Diptera; Drosophilidae.
CAGUUUAGAAGAAACUUAUAUCUUAAGACAUUUAUUGGGUUAGGUAUUGUUUCCCAUAUAUGUUCUAGUCGAGUAUUCACACAAAGAAGCGUGCGACAGAUCUUCGGCACUUAAUAUUUUGUAUUUGUAAUAAUGUAAAAUAUAAAAAUUAACAAAUAAAACAACUAUAUGAACAUUUGCAUGUGUUGGGUAUAUGUCUAGUUAUUGAAAUACUCAGUAUAAAUGAGUAAGAAGAUCUCCAUCAACAUUGAUCUGACCAACGUUUUACUCCUUUUUUAAUCUAAUAAGAACUAAAAAAUGCAACCAUUGAACUCGAGCAUUGAUAAAGCAAAACAUUUUUUCAUAGAGAGCGGGAUCUUAGGACCCGUUAACUUUAAAUAUUCUCAUGACAUGAUUCGGAAGACGUCUACCAUUCACAUUGACGAAACUCUUAAGAAUCAGAUUCGAAAAACAUCAUUGGGUAUGCGAUCGAGGGCAUUUAGAGAAAAUAAUUCAUUAAACAGUUUCGACGAUACCCUUAUAAAUCUUCAAAACGAAAUCUAUAACAUAAGAGAUUCAUUAGUCAAUGGCGAGACUAAAAUUAUACUUCUCCGCACUGAAAUUGGCAAAUUAAAGGAGGCUCUACAAGCAAUUAUGAAGGCUCUUGAUUCCUCUGAUGAGUUGAUGACGAAAAUUAAAGAUUCCACGCCGAAUCUUUGUUUAUUUUGCCAACCUAAUAGUUAUAAAAAAUUCGCCGAGUUUCAGUCCUUUUAACAAAAUCCUAUUUAACAAAAAUUAAUAUGAAAAAUAAAUUUUGGUUAAAAACAUACAUAUUUAUAUUAAUGGAACAGAAAGUAUUUUAUAAUUAAGUAAAUACUGGUGCUUAAGAAUAAAAAACAUACACAUUUCAAUUUAACUUUCAUACUUGGUUUGCCUUGUUUUUAAGAACAAUCGCUGCCAACGCUUUAUUUUUAAAUGUAGUUACACUUUUAGAGUAUAAUUUUAUCUUUUACGUUUAAAACUAUAGCGAGUAUAUACAAAUAAAUAAAUAACGUUUUUAUAACAUAUUUUAUAUUCUUAAAUAAAGUUUAAAAACUUA